AUGGCAAACGCAGCGAGCGGCGACCUGUACAUGGGCUUCGACCUGUCGACCCAACAAUGCAAAUGCCUAGUCGUGUCCUCGGACCUCAAGCUUGCCCACUCCGCCCUUGUUGACUUCGACGCCGACCUCGCCCACCACGGCAUCAAAAAGGGUGUGCUCACCAAUCCCGCCGAAAAUGAGAUCUUUGCGCCCGUCGCCAUGUGGCUCGAGGCCUUGGACCUGGUGCUCUCGCGCCUGCAUUCCCAGGGCCUCGACUUCGGCCGCGUGAAGGGUAUCGCUGGUGCCGGUAUGCAGCAUGGAACAGUAUUCUGGGGCCCGAAUGCUGAAAAGGUCAUGGGAAGCCUUGAUAGUGGUAAAGGGCUGGCUGAGCAAUUGAUUGGAAAGAGUGCGGAUGGUAAAUGGAAGGAUGUUCAAGAGCUUGGCGCAUUUGCACAUGAGCACAGCCCGAACUGGCAGGAUGCAAGUACGCAGAAGCAGUGCGAGGAGUUUGAUAAAUGCUUGGGCAGCCCUGAAAAGCUGGCAGAGGUGACGGGAAGCAAGGCUCACCACCGGUUCAGUGGGCCCCAGAUCAUGCGCUACCGUCAGAAGUACCCCGAUCACUACGCGAAGACGUCCCGGAUUUCUCUCGUGUCCUCUUUCAUCUCGUCUGUUUUUCUGGGAAAGGUUGCCCCCAUCGACAUUAGCGAUGUCACUGGAAUGAACCUGUGGGAUGUCCACAACGGUAAAUGGCAUGAGGACUUGCUUACCCUCUGCGCCGGUGGGGCUUCCGGUGUUGCUUCUCUGAGGGAGAAGCUUGGCCAUGUUUUCGAGGACGGUGGUAGGUCAUUUGGUGCCGUCAGCCCAUAUUUCGUUUCCCGCUAUGGCUUCAGCAAGGACUGCAGUAUCCUCCCAGCCACGGGCGAUAACCCGGCCACGAUCCUAGCUCUCCCUCUUAGGGAGGGUGACGCCAUUGUCAGUCUUGGAACGAGCACGACCUUCUUAAUGAGCACGCCCGUGUACAAGCCCAACCCAGCAUACCACUUCAUGAAUCACCCAACCACAGCCGGCCUGUACAUGUUCAUGCUUUGUUACAAGAACGGCGGUCUCGCCCGUGAGCAAGUCCGCGACGCGCUCAAUGUGCUUACCGGCCAGCCCGAAAGGUCUUGGGAAAAGUACAACUCGACCGCGCUCUCGGAUGCUGUUCUUGGCCAGCCCGACUCCAAUCCUAAGGCCCCUAUGAAGCUCGGCCUCUUCUUCCCGCGCCCGGAAAUCGUGCCCAACGUCAAGGCUGGCACCUGGCGCUUCCUGUACGAACCAUCGAAACUGACCACAUCCUCGCCCUCCCACACCGACAUCCAGGCUGCCCUCACGCCACUCUCUUCCGACGAAGACACACGCUGGGGCGGCCCUGCCACCGAUGCCCGUGCCAUCGUAGAGUCACAGUUCCUGUCCCUCCGUCUGCGCAGCGCCAGUCUUGUACUUCCGCAGAAGUCUGCAUCUGGAGUCAGUCUCCCCGCACAACCGCGCCGCGUCUACCUCGUUGGCGGCGGUUCUCAGAACGCCGCCAUCGCCGACCUGUGCGGCCAGGUGCUCGGCGGCGCCGAAGGUAUCUUCCGACUCGACAUUGGCGGCAACGCGUGCGCGUUGGGCGCCGCAUACAAGGCCGUGUGGGGCGUCGAGCGCAAGGUGCACCAGCAACAAACUUCUUCCGCGGAGGAGCUGGUGCCUAACUUUAAACAAAAGGCCGGCGAGGGCAUUGAGACGUUUGAGGAGUUCAUCGAAGCGCGCUGGGAUGAGAAGAGCUUCGUGAAGAAGAUUGCAGAGGGCUACCGCGAGGGCGUGUUCGAAAGGUACGGGGAGGCUGUUAAGGGGUUCGACGGCGUGGAGAAAUGGGUGUUGGAGAGGUUCGGGGAGGAGUGA
Lasiodiplodia theobromae is the source of this 1899-nucleotide messenger RNA. RefSeq names its product D-xylulose kinase. Gene Ontology annotation, biological process: D-xylose metabolic process; xylulose metabolic process. NCBI's taxonomy places the organism in Eukaryota, Fungi, Ascomycota, Dothideomycetes, Botryosphaeriales, Botryosphaeriaceae. The record is from RefSeq and is a predicted model, not a curated record. The transcript is spliced from 3 exons. Gene Ontology annotation, cellular component: cytosol. Gene Ontology annotation, molecular function: D-xylulokinase activity. The coding region runs from base 1 to 1899 and encodes 632 amino acids.